Vespa velutina is the source of this 3861-nucleotide messenger RNA. RefSeq lists its product as uncharacterized. Lineage: Eukaryota; Metazoa; Arthropoda; Insecta; Hymenoptera; Vespidae. The record is from RefSeq and is a predicted model, not a curated record. Bases 31 to 1569 code for a protein of 512 amino acids. Gene Ontology annotation, biological process: sodium ion transmembrane transport. Gene Ontology annotation, molecular function: ligand-gated sodium channel activity. Gene Ontology annotation, cellular component: membrane. The transcript is spliced from 8 exons.
AAUUCAAUCUGUUAUAAACUUUGAUUCGACAUGGUUGGGAACGAAGAGGAAAAUAUCAAAGAGAAGUUCUCUUAUAUGCAUGAAAUUAUGCCGGAUUUUCAAAAACGUACGAGAUUGAUGGUUAAAAAUGUUCGGUCUGUCCCAGAAGAAUCAGCUAUGCAUGUCGGCACGGAUGUAAUGACUACAAAAUCAUUAAUGGGUCAGUACUUCGUUGAAUUUGCUAACAAUUCAAGUAUUCAUGGAUUUAAUCAUCUGGUAGCACGUCACAGACAUCCGUUAGAAAGGUUCCUUGUAGCCAUAUUCAUAUUAACUGCUCUUGCAAGUUUAAUUUUUGUUUCCAUAAUUUCUUGGUACCGAUACCAAUACGAUGCUAUCUCAAUAUACUGGAAUCAUGAGUAUAAACUCUUCAGGCUUGCUAAACCGUCGUUUAUUAUAUGCCCGCUAAAUGUAAUCCAGGAUUCGAGCUUCCCUGAAACAUUUAAACGUUAUGGCAUCGAAGACACACCAAAGGCUCGAGCGUUCUUUCAUUUUUUAUCUAAUGCUACUUAUGAAACUAUGAUCGACACACCUGAAUACGAUGAUGCACCGCCAGGACUAUGGCUUAGAAUUUUGUCAGAUUUGAAGAAGGAAUUUUUUUAUGAAACAACUUUUAUUGACAAAGGAAUAUGGAUCGCUACAGAAAAUGGUAUAUGUCUUUCUAUAGGGAACUUAGUUCUUCAAUAUGCCAGUUUGCAAGAUUUGUUAUCUAACAAUUGGACCGUAAUACCUCUACCUAAAUAUCCUCCAGAUCCUCAAGAUUUUGAAGUGGAUAAUAAAGACAUGAAUGAUUCUAAUUAUAUACCAUCAUAUACUUACAAUGAAGAUCAUGGAAAAACAGAAUUAGUGACAACUGAUGCUGAAGUAACGCUUAGCAUACUUGAUCCAAUGGAUUCGUACAACUAUGAAUUCGCAAAAACUAGACAUUAUUUACAAAUUCUUGAAAUACAAACGGUUGUUCUUCGAAUCCUGCAAGCAGACAGUACAAAAAGUAUAUAUAAACUUCCAAUACAUAGAAGAAAAUGCGGAUUUCCUUCGGACAAUGGAUUGGAAUUGUGGCCAAUAUAUACAUACCAAAUGUGUAUGACCGAAUGUAGAUCCCGUAUAAUUAGAAAAAAAUGCGGCUGUUAUCCUCACUUUUUAAGACGUAUAUCUGAUGUUCCUAUCUGUAAUGCUGCACAAUUGCGUUGUAUCGGAAGAAUACAGCGAUCGGAAUCACUUAAUGUUAAAACAUCUUCUUGUAAUUGCCUCGUUAAUUGCAACCAAGUCUCCUAUUUACCGGAGGAAAUUAAAAUAACGAGAUUCAAAAGCGUAUCUCCCUUGAACACCACGAGUUUCAAAAUGACAAUCAGUUUUUCGAAAAACAAAUUUAAACGUAAGGAAUGGUACACUUUUGGGGACUUCCUAACAUCUAUUGGUGGAGCUGCUGGUUUAUUCCUCGGUUGCAGCGUAUUAUCCUUCGUUGAAAUAUUAUAUUAUGGGACUUUACAUUUGUACAUUUAUAUGCAAUACCAUAAACCAAACAAAACCUAAGCUAAGUAUUGAAUAUAUAACGCUACUAAUCAACUAGAUGUGAUAGUUGAAAAAUACUGUUUAUUGCAAAACAAAUUGCAUUUUUGUUAGAGGGACGUGAGACAAAUAAAUAUGACAUACAUACAAAUGUACAUACAUACAUCUUUAAAGACGAUUAUAAACGCACGAUCACUGUACACUAAUUUACAAGAGUAGAAUCACCUAAAAUAUUAUUAGAAAAUGUUUCUUUUCGAGUAACUUUCUUUUCGGAAUAAAGGAUAAACGAUAUAGAAUGAUUAAAAGGAUGCUAAUAUAUCAAUAAAUGGAGUUCCAGGUUCCUUCGCUGCAACUUCGAAUAUUUCGACGAAAGCUUUCUUUUGAGAUUCCUCGGGCAGCUAUACAUAAAAUAAUUAAUUUUAAAAAUACUUACAGAUACAAUUCUAAUUUUAUUUUAUACAUUAUCUUUUCAUGCGUACCUUGUGAUAAAAAUCAUUAGCUGCAAUGCACAAUAUCUUCUUAUCCUCGUAUUCGUAUUUCCCAAUUCUUGAUUGUACAUGUGGGAAUCUAUAUCGAUCUAUGUCAAGGAGCAUAUUAUUUAUUUACUUCUAAAUUCUAAAGAAUACAUUUAAAAGAAAUGGAAAAGGAUACAAAGCUCUCAACCAAUUAUUCGUAGAUGCACUUAUAAAGAAACAUGAGAGACACCAAGUGGACAUAGCCAAUGGUAAACUCUGUAUGAAAUUUGGCAAACUGAAGACCACCCAAUCUUGUAGUAAACUCAGUUGUGUAGACGUACAUGCUCUUUCACAAACCUAUAUUUAAUAUAUCAAAUAUUUUCAAUUCCUUUAACAUUUUAUAUUCACAUUUUUUUAGAUAUUAUAUUUUACGAACUUUAAACACAACGCCAGAAAGCAAUCGAGGAUGUGGUUGUUGAGGUGAUAAAAAUUCACCGAUAACUUUUGUUAAAAUUUGUGAUAGUGGAAAGAAAUCUGCUAAAACACCAGAUAAAACUGAACAAAGAAUCUCUACUUCCAUUGGAUAGCCUUUCUUAAUUCUGUCAAAUAUGGCAGACGUUCGUUCUAUUGAUCGAACCAAUGAUUCUGGUUCAAUAUCCGGUAAUGGUUCUUCAACAUUCGGUUGAUUUAAUCUGUCUGCUGCUUCUGUAUACAUGCAAGUUAAUAGAAGUUGCAAAGCAGGCAAAGCAAACAUCAGACUUGCAUGCCUUAAACGCUCUGUUGCUAUUUUAACAAUUUGUUCUGCUACUUUACCCAUUACACUUUUUGUUAUAAUUAAUCUUUCGAGACCCUAAAAUAAAACGGGUAUAAUAAUUUUUUACUAUUAAAAGAGAAGACAGUUUUUAAAUGAAAUUUAAAAGGUACCUGUAAAAGAGUUUGAUGUAAACUAAUCGAAAUAUUCGGUGACAUGACUAGAGAAAGAACUAGUUCAAGCACAGCAGGAGCUUCUGUAUCGGGUGUUGUAUCCCCUGCAUGUUCUAAUAAGAAAAAUACUAAAGCCCACAUAACUCCUUGAUGUUCUUCACUUUGACUUAAUACCCUAAAAUAAAUGAAAAAAAAUCAUAAGUUUCCAUUCUUCACAAAUAAGAUAAAAAUUACAUUCAAAAUAUUAAUUCGGAACAUAUGGAUUACCCAUCUGUAUCUUGAGUAUCUAUGUGUUUUUGUAUAUAUUCAAUAGUCAAUGGAUGUAAGAUGUUCAUAAUCUCUUCGUAAUUAGCUUGAACUGCACUUUGUAAUAAAUAUAAGACACCAUGAAGUGCUGCUACUCUAGCAGCCAAGAAAACUGAUUUAAGGUUGAUAUCAACCAAACGCUUUACCCUAUCCAAUGUAUCCAGAUCCUAAAAUAACAAUAUUCUUCAAUUAAUAAUAUUAAUAUACAUAUGAUUUUUAUAUUUUUAGCAUAUAUAAUAUAUACCAGUGGUGUUAAUACUGCAGCAGCCUUACAUACAGAUAUUACCAAAUACUGAUGUAAGAUUCCAUUUUCUAUAGAAUGUACUCUUGAUAUUUCUAAGCAAACAUCUAGCAUCCAUUGAUAUUGUGCUCUUUCUACAAAGAGAUCAGAAAUAGCUAGGAGAGAUUUCAUAGUUUCUGUAAGUAAUUGUAUCGGAAUAUUUGCUUGUGGCGACAACCAAGAAGUAUAAAGUUCCACUAAAAAGCGAAGACACGAAUCUACAUCUAAUGAUGCAGACUUUAAUGCAUCAUUCCUUCUGUUUUUUAGUUCAAGUACAGAGGCAUUUAAUUUAUCUUCAUAUAAAUUACACGAUGACCAUAAAUAGGAAACUGAUAAUUGGCUGUAUGUAAA